Messenger RNA from Penicillium robsamsonii, 957 nucleotides. RefSeq lists its product as uncharacterized. Lineage: Eukaryota; Fungi; Ascomycota; Eurotiomycetes; Eurotiales; Aspergillaceae. The transcript has a single exon. The coding region runs from base 1 to 957 and encodes 318 amino acids. The record is from RefSeq and is a predicted model, not a curated record.
AUGGCUCCUACCAUUCUCAUCGUCGGUGCCACAGGCAACACUGGCCAGGCUGUUGUCGAAACCCUGCCAACGUUGCUUCAAUCAAGCAAUACUUUGUCUGAUCACCGUAUCAUUGCUCUCACUCGUUCCUCAAAGAGUCCAGUAGCACAAAAGCUUGCCAAACUCCCUGGAGUUGAAGUGGUAGAGCAGAACUGGGUCGAAAUCACCUCUGACUGGCUCCGUGAACAUCAAGUAACCAGAGCAUUCAUUGCACCACAAGCCAAUCCAAACCACUUCGCUGAAGAGUCCACAUUUCACGUUGCUGCCUUGAACGCCGGUGUCAAAUAUGUUGUCCGAAUCUCAACCACUGCUGCAAACGUCCGCCCAGAUUGUAAAGCUUUCUAUCCACGUGCACACUGGGCGAUCGAGACUCUUCUGAGCUCGCCAGAAUUCGCCAACCUGCAGUGGACUUCACUCCAGCCCAACGUCUUUACAUCUUUCUACCUUGCGGGUGCCGUGGAAUUCAUCAAACAGUACCGCAAAACUGGAAAGCAGGGAACGCUCAAAAUGAUGGCAUCGAAGGAUGCGCCUGUCGGUGUUAUUGACUCUCAUGAGGUUGGAGUCUUUGCGGCUCGUCUCUUGUCUCAAGAAGAUCUCUCAGUGCACAACAAGGCCAGAUAUGUUCUCAAUGGACCAGAGGAUAUUACUGGGGAGGAGCUCGUGGAUUUGGUCAAGCAGUACAUUGGUACGCAGGUUGAAAAUGUCAGCUAUCAAGACAUGUCAUUCCUUGAUAUGCUUUACGAGCACAAUUAUGCGCCAACUCAUCAGUCAAAGAACGUGAUCUACUCUGUCAAACACGCUCUAGAGACAGCGUGGGAUGGAAAAUGCACAGCUUCAACCACGAGCAAGACAGUAUUGGAGCUCGCUCCACCCAAGAUUACAACUGCUGAGGCGUUGAAGAGUCUUCUGGAGGAGUAA